This is a messenger RNA of Sus scrofa (pig), 3654 nucleotides long. It is a transcript of the gene MTERF1, whose product is annotated as mitochondrial transcription termination factor 1. Gene Ontology annotation, biological process: termination of mitochondrial transcription; regulation of DNA-templated transcription. Lineage: Eukaryota; Metazoa; Chordata; Mammalia; Artiodactyla; Suidae. The record is from RefSeq and is a predicted model, not a curated record. Gene Ontology annotation, molecular function: double-stranded DNA binding. Gene Ontology annotation, cellular component: mitochondrial matrix.
CAGAGGCGGAAGUAAAGCCAUGUACAGCGCCUGUUUACCGUCGAGGUGGAGGGACAGCUGUUUUUCAGGUUUUUUUGGAGGAAUGCAAAGUCCUCUAUCCUUAAGACAAAUGAGCACUGGUCUUAUCUACACCUGUCAGUGUUCUGUCCUGUUAUCCAGUAGAGGUCACCCUUGAGCAUCUCUAAGAGAACAGGCUUUUGAACUGUGCAAGGCAUAAUCCAAGUUCUUUGUAAAUUCUUGGAGAAAAUCAAAGACAGACACAGAGGAAAUUUUAAAAUACUGAUCUUGAAAGCAGUGUCUCAAGCCCAGAGAUAUUAGUGCAUUCCGAAAGGUUUGGGCUACCUGACAAUUAUGGCACCAGGAAACUUCUUGUGUAUGAGAAGUAACUUUCUCUUUGGUUCAAGAAGUUGGAUGAUCCGAUUUUCAGCCGAAAUCCUUUUUAAAUCAGUUUCAUUUAGGCCUUUUGGUGUGAAGUGUGAUAAUGCAGACAGUGAGCCUUUGAAGAAUGAAGAACUGCUGAAUAAUUUGCUUACUUUGGGAGUAGAUAUUGACAUGGCAAAGAAACGACAGCCUGGAGUUUUUAAUAGGACAGGUACUAAUGAACAGGACCUUAAGUCAUUCCUCCUGUCCAAAGGAGCUAGCAAAGAAGUGAUUGCUAGCAUCAUAUCAAGAUAUCCACGAGCCAUGACACGCACACCUGAAAGUCUUUCAAAUCGGUGGGAUUUGUGGAGAAGAAUUAUGACAUCAGACCUUGAAAUUGUAAAUAUCUUGGAACGUUCUCCUGAAUCCUUUUUUCGGUCCAGUAACAACUUAAACUUAGAGAAUAAUAUAAAGUUCCUCAGCUCAAUUGGAUUGACCCGUAAAUGCCUUUGUCGAUUGUUGACCAAUGCCCCACGCACCUUCUCCAAUAGUCUUGAUCUGAAUAAACAGAUGGUUGAAUUUUUGAAAGAAGUCUGUUUGUCUUUGGGUCACAGUGAUCCCACAGAUUUUAUCAGGAAGAUAAUUUUUAAAAACCCUUUCAUCUUAAUUCAGAGCACCAAACGGGUAAAGGCUAAUAUAGAGUUCUUACAGUCAACGUUCAACUUGAACAACAAGGAGCUGCUUGCUCUGAUAUGUGGUCCAGGAACGAAAAUCCUAGAACUUUCCAAUGAUUAUACCAGAAGAAACUAUGCAAAUAUCAAAGAGAAGCUGUUUUCUCUUGGAUGUACUGCAGAACAGGUACAGAAGUUUGUUUUAAGUUAUCCAGAUGUGGUCUUCUUGGGAGAGAAAAAGUUUAAUCAUAAAGUAGACUGCCUCAUAGAAGAAAAAAUUAGCAUUUCACAAAUAAUGGAAAAUCCUCGGAUUUUGGAUUCAAGCGUAAGCACUUUAAAAAAGCGAAUCAAAGAGUUGGUAAAGUCUGGCUAUAACUUCAGUACAUCAAAUGUCAGUCUUCUGUCUUGGAGUCAAAAAAGAUAUAAUGCUAAAUUGAAAAAGUUAAGCACUGUAUAGAACACUGUUCUGGGAAAUUAAGCAAAGGAGUGUCUUAUAAUGUAGUGAUAGAAUGUCAUUUUGAAUUUGGAGCUGUCAAAAAGAGGUUUGCUUUCUUAACUAUAUGUACAUAUAUAGUGUUCCUUUGGAUAUUUUAUUUUAAAGAUUCAUAAAAACUCAUGGUCAGUAUAGUCUUUCCAGCUACCUUUUCUGUAGUUUGAAGUAAUACAACAUUCAACUUUAUAAUAAAGGUCAUCGCUGUUAUAUAAAUGGUAGUUGCUGAGUGCUAAGACAGAAUAUGUAUAGAAAGUACAAAAUAAGCUUUUUUUUGGUUUAUGCUUAAAUUUUAAAAUGGACAGAUUCACUUAGUUCUAGUUCCUCUCAUGGUGUUAAAUGGAAGCCUAUUUCUCCUGUUAUCCCAUGUAUCUUAUUAUUAUUUACCUUCAAAAGAGAAUGCCAGUAAAAAUCUGACAACAGGAAGGAGGAAUUUUUUGUCCCAUAUCCUACAUACUCUAUUUACGCCACUGGUAUGCUCCACCACUCCACACCACCAACUUGGGCUCAGUUUUUCUGGGUCUAUCCUGAUGUUUUUGAAUAUAAAGGCCACUAUGGUAGGUAGAAUAAUGGCCACUCAAAGAUAGCACUGUCUUAAUUACCAAAACCUUUGGAUAUGUUACAUUAUAUUGCAAAAAGACUUUGUAGAUUAAGGACCUUAAUUUAAGAUUCUGAGUUGAGGAAGGACCUUUGUGAUUAAGGACCUUAAUUUAAGAUUCUGAGUUGAGGGAGUUACUGUGGAUUAUCUGGGGGAGCCUAAGUGUAAUCAUAAUGGUCCUUAAAAGUGGAAGAGGGAGGUAAAAGCAGAGGUCAGAGUGAUGUGGUGUAAGGACUUGACCCACUUUUACUGACUUUGAAGGAAGGGGACAUGAACCAAGGAAUGCAGGCCUCUAGAAAGUGGAAAAGGCAAGGAAGUGUUCUUCCCUUGUGCCUCAGAAAGGAGCAGCCGUGCUGAGACCUUGACUUUAACUCAUGUUAACCUUCAGACCUCCAGAGCCAGAAGAUAAUAAACGUUGUUUUAAGCCACUGAGUUUGUGAUAAUUUGUUACAGCAGCAAAUAGACUAAUUUUGAGGUGAAAAAAUGUACCUUUAGUAUCAUAUCUGUAUUUUUUCCUCUUGUAAUUAUUUUUAAAUCCACCUACCUUUCUGAAAUGUCUGAUAAGUUAAUGUUUGUAAAGUCCUCUAAAUGUAUUGAUAAAAAUCUUAAUGUAAGUAAUAAAAUCUAAAUAAAGAAAUAUUUUGCCUAGUGAGUUAGUGUAAUGAAUAAUGAUAAUUUCUGUGAUUUUUUUUAUUGGUAUUUCUUCUCAUGUAAAUAAAGAAGCAGAAGUUUCUAGAGGCAUUGACUUAAAAAAAAUGACAAACAUGAUAUCUGUAUCUUGAAGAAGUUCACAGUCUAGCUUUAUUUAACUGAGAGAGGUAACAAAUUAUAUGACCUUUGUUAUUUUUUAUUGUUUUCCAGAGGCAUUUGUUUUCAUGAUGUGGAUUUCGAAUUAAAUAACAAUGACACAUAACCUUUGAAGCCGUCUUUCUUGUUAUCCUUUUAUUUUCUUUUAGUGAAGUAUAGUUGAUUUACAGUGUUGUGUUUCAGGUGCACAGUAUAGUGAUUCAGUAUUAUUUUUGCUGAUUAUACUCUGUUAUAUGUAUAUAUAAGACAUAUAUGUCAAGAUAAUGGGUGUAAUUCCCCAUGUUAAGCCUUCUUAUCAUUGAUACCUCAAAAAUACUUAUUCCUACCACUGAUAGAAACAGAAUGCUUGUUUUUUUCCAAAGCUGUUUAUCAAUGACACUCCUUUGCAAUUACUUCCAAUAAACUCUGAUGGCAGACCUGGCAUAAUUUAGAAAUCAUGGGCUUUAUAAAUACAUUUCUUUAGAGUAAUAUAUCUGGGCACCAUUUCUGACUAUCAUGGUAACUAUGUAAAUAUUUUGAUUUUAUUGAACUUAUUUUCUCACCUGUAAGAUUAAAAAUUGACUUCAUAAAGAAUCAGAUGACAUAGGGUCUUCAAGUUUUCUUGCACAUAGUUAACUGUUCAAUAGUAGCUGUAAUAAAUACUUACAGUAGUAUUUUUAAAAACAGUUUUAUUGAUGUAUAAUUCACAUAUCAUGUAGUUCAAAGUAAAGAAUUUAGUUUUUUAAAAA